AUGAUUUACAAAAUUUUAUUAAUUUUCGUAUUAAAUCAAUUAUUUUUAUUAGGGUUUGGACAGAAUUACGUACCAGAGCCUCGAGUAGGGCAAGCAGCAGUUAUUAUUGAAGAUAAAAUAUAUUAUAUUGGAGGAUAUAAAUUUAACCAAUCACAACCCACAAGUGAUGUUUUUUACCUCGAUGUAAAAGAAUUUAAGUUUACAUGGACAGAUUUAGUGAGUCUAGGAGCAAAUCUAACAUUGACAUCAUGGCACACUGCAAGUCCAAAUGGCAUUAGUCUUGAUUCAAUAUUUAUAUUGGGAGGUGUACAUUUAGAUGAAGCAAAUAUGAAUUAUGUAUAUAAAUUAGAUAUUAAAACAAAUGUAAUAAGUGUACCAAUAAUUCAAGGAAAAACUCCACAACCACGUCAAGGAAUGAAUUCUGCUGUUAGUAUUGAAGGAAAAAUUUAUAUAUUUGGUGGCUACGUAGGUUCUGGCGAUAAUAUCAUAUUUGUUAAUAGUUUAGAUAUAUUAGAUACUAUUAACUUGAGUUGGAGUGUCGGUAGCUUGGUUAAUUCUCCUGUUGGUAGAAUCUAUUAUACAGCAACAUUACUUAAUGAUGGAACUAUUUAUUAUAUUGGUGGUAAAGUGGAUCGUAAUAAUUUUUCCCCAAUGACCGAGAUUUACCAAUACGAUACUAUUGGGGAUAAAUGGUCUUUGAAGACAGCUACAGCUGAAGUUGCAGAAACUAUGCCAGGACCUAGAAUGGGGCAUACAGCCGUUUUAGGCUCCAGUAAAAUUAUUGUCUACGGAGGAUUGUACUAUAAUGAUGACAUACCAUAUGGUAUACCAUCUAAAGAAACAAUUGCUAUGUUGGAUAUUACUACUCUAGUAUGGUCGAUACCUCCGCUUGAAAAUUUUAAUAAUAUACCAAAACUUGCUUUUCAUUCUGCUAAAUUGGUGUAUGAUGCGGCUAUGAUUAUCACUUUUGGCCAAAAAUAUAAAUGGAUAAAUGUACCAUUAAAUGUACCAACGAAGGAUAGUAUUAAACCAAAAUCAAAAUCAGAAAUCCCAUCACCUAAUAUUUCUAAAACGAGUCCACCUCAAACUAAUUCAAAUAGCAAAAUUUUAAUUGUCUGUGUGUCGAUUGGAUCAGUAGCGGCUGGUUUAACAUUAUUUGUAGCUUCUAUAUUUGCUUAUAAACGCAUUAAGAAAAAUAAGAAUCAAUCAUCUAGUUGA
Messenger RNA from Rhizophagus irregularis DAOM 181602=DAOM 197198, 1218 nucleotides. Lineage: Eukaryota; Fungi; Glomeromycota; Glomeromycetes; Glomerales; Glomeraceae. The record is from RefSeq and is a predicted model, not a curated record.